Exophiala spinifera is the source of this 2736-nucleotide messenger RNA. RefSeq lists its product as uncharacterized. Gene Ontology annotation, molecular function: flavin adenine dinucleotide binding; N,N-dimethylaniline monooxygenase activity; FMN binding. The record is from RefSeq and is a predicted model, not a curated record. Bases 1 to 2736 code for a protein of 911 amino acids. NCBI's taxonomy places the organism in Eukaryota, Fungi, Ascomycota, Eurotiomycetes, Chaetothyriales, Herpotrichiellaceae. The transcript has 4 exons.
AUGGCUGAGGUUGUUAGGCUUGUAGCAUCCGCCAACGCUCGUGGCCCUACCAGUGGAUUUACCGAUGCUGACGACGAUGCGGUACAACUACCACUGGACUACGACAGACAAGGGUCGAAAAUUUUCCUGCCAUUGAGGGUGGGUGCUUUUACUUUACAGCACCGGAUCGUUCAUGCUGCGUUGGGUAGAAGCAGAAGCAUCUACGGUCAGGAAAGUCCUUUGGCUGUCAAGUACUUUGAGCAGCGAGCAACUCCUGGCGGCUUGAUCAUUUCCCAGGCCACUGGUGGUAAGCCCGAAUGGAGUGCAUGGCCCUUCUCUGCUUCAAUUCACAGCGAGAGUCAGAUAAAGGCGGUACGCCAGAUCACCGAAGCUGUACACAAAAAGGGCGGCAUCUGGUUCCAACAACUGACGCAUGUGGGUCGCUGUACAUCCCCAGCUCUUGUCAAACUCGCUUGGGAGAGGGCUGGGCAUUCCAAGCCGCCUGAUUACGGUUACAAAGCAUUUGCGCCCUCGGCUAUUGGUGAAUCAGGGGUCUGCACGCACUCGGGAGAGCCAUUUGGUGUUCCUCAUUCUGUAUCCUUGGAACAGAUUAAAGAAAUCCGUGAAGACUUCCAAAAUUCAGCACGAAAUGCAGUCAGGGCCGGGGCAGAUGGUAUUGAGAUACUUUCCGGAAAUGGAUUCCUACUUGAUCAGUUCUUGCAUGACAACAUCAACCAACGAACAGAUCAGUAUGGAGGAUCAGUGGAGAACCGGUCGAGGUUUACUCUAGAAAUCGUUGAUGACAUUGCACAAAUCGUCGGUCACCAAAAGAUUGGCGUGCGUCUCAGUCCGUUUUCCAACUUCCACGAAACGGAUGGGUCCCAACCUCUAGCCCAGAUACUCCACUUGGCUCGCGAACUUGCUCUCCGUGGAGUUGCGUACAUACACGUCGGGGAAGCGCGUGUGUCGAGAAACCUGGGCAUUGAGGAGAACCUACAGCGACUUGCACACAAAGGCAUACCUCCAGAAGAUAUCUCUCUCCGCCCUUUUCAUAAGUUGUUGCAGGAGACUCGGCCGACGAACCCUUCCGAUGCACCAACGGUACUUUUUGGUGCCGGAGGCUAUACAUCGGCCACCGCGAUCUUAACUGUUGAUGGCGACUUGGCCGAUGCAGUGGUGUUUGGCAGGCGAUUCAUCUCCAAUCCUGAUCUGGUCAAUCGGCUCCGGCUUGGGGUGCCUCUCACACCUUACGAUCGUGACACUUUCUACACCCACGGGUCCAAGGGCUACAUCACAUAUAAGACCUACAGUGAAGGAAAUAUUGACGAGGACGUUGACAGUACCACAAAUGACACUUCUUACGGAACCACAAGCAGUGUCAACGGCCAUCACAAACCCAAGACGGUAGCCAUCAUUGGAGCCGGGGUAUCUGGCAUCGUAUCAGCUAGCGCCUUUCAGAGGUUGGGCGACGAGUUCGAGAUCCACGUAUUCGAACGGAAAUCGGAUCCUGGAGGUAGCUGGGCGUACGACCCAAUUUCCAACGUCAUUCCGAUAUUCCCUGCCUCUGACCCGGACGUGAUUAAUCCUCCACUUCCUCGACCAAAGGCCAAGCUUCCAGUUACAACUGCCAGAAAUAAACAACAGCGUUUCACUUCCAGUCCUCUCUACGAGAGCCUUUAUGCCAACAUCCCCUAUAACGUCAUGUCGGAAAAUUCAUCCAUCAAGCUUCCUAAUCCAAAACUGGAAUCAGCUCCCUAUUGUUCAGCCGACCAGAUUUCGGAAGCUGUGGUAACAGCCGCGCUUCGGUUCGAGAAGUUGAUCCGGUACAACACCACUGUCGAAGCCGUGGAGAAAAUCGAAAAUAAGAGAUUAAGAUUAACUCUCAGGACCGAGAACCCCAAUGACACGGAUACAUGGUAUGAGGAAGAAUUCGAUUUUUUGAUUGUGGCCACGGGUCAUAAUUCCGUCCCCCACGUACCGGCAAUACCUGGGCUGAAUACGUGGAAAGGACAGCUCUCUCACACGACGACUUGGCGUUCUGGAAAGGAUUUCUCCGGUAAGCGUAUUCUGGUAGUUGGCAGCAACGAAAGUGCCAUCGACGUGACUUUGCAAAGUUUACCAUACGUCCAAUGGCCAAUCUACGUCUCUCAACGAACACCUCACCCUCGCUUCCCCACUGUCUUCACACGAAAGGGGGUGGAAGUUCUCCCAACCAUUGAAUGUAUUGAGGGAGGUACCAUUCAUUUUUCCGGAGGACAAGCUCUCACGUCGAUCGACACCAUUGUUUUUGCGACUGGAUAUUUCUACACCUACCCGUUCCUCAAGCACGUCCGACCAUCGGUACCGGGGGGACAGCGAGUGCCAGGGUUGUAUCAGCAUGUCUUCGACAUGUACAACCCAAAUAUCGCCUUUAUUGGUGUCGCAAAUGGAUCGCUUUCUUGGCUGACCUGGGAGAAGUCGGCAUUCCUAAGUGCGCUUCUCUGGUCUGGGCGUAUCAAGUUGCCUCCAAUCGAAGAACAGAAGAAAUGGGAGGCGCGUCGACUUGCAGAAACAACUUCCAAGGAGAAGAUGUUCCAUAUCCUGGCAAAACCGAGCGAGCGCGUCAUCUACUUUGACGAGCUCAACGAACUAGCCGCUGACUAUCUCCACACAGACGCACCUGACGAUGAACUGUUAAGGUCUUUUCCUUGGGAUUGGAUCGUAUCUUUAGGCACCGGAGCAGCUCGGAAGGCUCAGUACUAUGGCGUUGAGGUUUGA